AACUAGCGUCUCGGCACGAGAGUUUUUUCCAUUUCUGUAUGGUUAAUUAAAUGUAAAGAUUGUUGAAAAUAUGCUCUGUGUGUGAAGUGCGCAGUGUGGAAGCUGUGUUUGAUAAAGUGUUGCAGAAAUAAAGCUUCCUGUCCGUACAGGUCAAUGGACAAUAGUCGGUGGCAGUGCAAUUGAUUAGACGCUUCCGUUUUUUAAGGUGGGGGUGGUUUGUUGUUGGGUACGGUAAGGUUUUAACUGAGCAUGGCAGCUACCACAAGUGGACCAGAUAGAUUGCUUUGUGUUCUGUAUCAAAUUAGAACAGUGCACAAUAUUCGUCAGUGAUUAUUGUGUAGGAAGAGAACAGGGGAAACUCCUAUGCUGUGUUGAUGGCGGGCGGCAGGUUUCCAUCACAGUAACCACCCUCGGAGUGUGGCUGCGUGUGUGUGUGUGCGUGUGUGUUAAAUGCGGAGGGGUGGUAGUCGCCAAAAGCAUGUGUUGAUGUACAAAUUGUGCAAAAGAUGAUAAACAACAAAGCGAAAAGAGGUUGAGCUAGCGCGGGAAAACAGUGAAUUAGUGCCGUGCUUCUAGUGCAGGGACAGGACCUGUGUAAUCCGUUACCGUGCGGGACUAGAAAAGGACACACAUUUACCUCUCCCCGUAGAACCCAUUUCCAGGCUGCAAUGACGGAGUAUAAGUGCGUGAACUUUUCCGAACUGUGCCGCCUGUGCGCGAGCAGUAAUGGGCCGCGGGUGGGCAUCUACUCGGACGAGGGCCGCAAAAAGCGAAUACACCGCAAGAUUACAGAAUCGCUCGGAAUAAAUGUCAAAGAAUCGGAUCGUUUGCCGAAAUCGGUAUGUGCGACCUGCUUGAAGCAGGUCGAAGCACAUGAAGAAUUUCGCGAAUCUGCUGUGAAGGCACAGGGCAUGCUGGAAAGCUGCCUUAAUUCGCGUAGCGUAGAGAACGGUGGCAAAGUUUACAUACGCGAUGUAAAGGCGAAAGAACCGCCACAGAUAGUGAAUCGUCCGCAGACCAGUGUGGUGCACAUCUCACCCACAGCACCGGCGGUAACCAAUCGCACUGUUCAAGGCAAAUCGCAACAACAACAACAACAACAACAACAGCAGCAGCAGCAACAGCAGCAGCAGCAGCAGCAACAACAGCAGCAGCAACAACAGCUGCAGCAGCAGCAGCAUCAGCAGCAACAACAGCAACAGCAGCAGCAGCAGCAGCAGCAACAGCGACAACAGCAAAUCAGUACUACACCGAUUCUUAUCAAUACUAUUCCAAAAAGCGUGGUUCAUACGAUCAAUGGUGGUACGAUAAGCACGGUCAGUUCCGGUGCUAAUGUCACGCCAACCGUUUCGCUCGCAGCUGCAGCUCCUGCCCUAAGAGCGAAUACCAGCAGUGGAGACUUUCUCAGCUCCAUCAUACAGGCGGUUGGCAUAAAGACAGAAGGUGAAAUGAACCAAACAGUGGGACAGCAGCAAAUGAACCAACCGCAAAUACUGACCAUCCAAAAUCAGCAGCAACCAAACCAGCAGUACACGAUCACGUUCGAUGCAUCGGCCGCGCGAAAGGUACACAACAUGCACUUCAAAGUGGAGAAUGGUGCGCUCGUUCCGGCCAUCUCGAAACCAACCGAAUCGCAACCACAAGCGACUUUUACACAAGUUGAUGAGUUUAUCAAGAUUAAAUCAAGUCCACCGAAAGCGCUGAAACGAGACUGUGCACAAACAUCUAAGACUGAUGCGACGGAAGCGAAACGGAAACGGUUUAUUCAAAUCGUAAAACAUCCCGGCGUGUCCUUAACAACACCGCCAAAGACAUCGAAUGUUGGUAAUUUUACGGUUGAAAGUCCUACCAUGACAUCGCCCGUUUCUGCUGCUACGAACGCUGCACCUAUUUCAUCGGCUGGCAUGAUCGUGUCCAAUACAGGCGCUGUCUACACUUCCACACCGCAGAAGACGUUCACUGUUGGCCCGGAUGUAAAGCUAAUCCCCAGUAAUAACAGAUGUCUCGUACCAAUCGUGUUGAAAAACGAUAGCUCAACAGAUGACAGUGCUAAUAACAACACAAGCACACCCAACAUAUCGGUAGUAGGUCAGCCAAUGGUUAAUAGUGCACCGCAGAACCAGCCGGUUCAGCUGUUUGUUAAGUUCGAAACUGGAGCAGAUGGUGUGAUGCGUAUAGCACCGGUACAACAUCCACCGUUGGCGAUGCAGCAAACGGCAAUGCCACAGUAUGGUAUGACGACUAUUGCUACUGCGGCGCAACCAGUAACCGCCAUGCCACCGAUGACGAUUUUGGGUCAAAACCAACCGAUGGUACAGGCUCAGGUCGGGGCUGGCAACUACGUAACGUUGGUGGGUAAAACAACAUCACAAACGCAAACGAUCGCCGAUACCAGUGGGCAACAAGCGAGCGUUGUCAUGGCGACGGCACAAAUUCCACAAGCGACGCUUCAACCGGUACAACAACAACAGCAGCAACAGCAACAACAACAGCAGCAGCAGCAGCAGCAGCAGCAGCAGCAACAGCAACAGCAACAACAACAAAUACAAACACAAAACCCCAAGAGGGUGCAACAAACUUCCACUGCUUCAGUGCAACAACACCAGCAACGUGCCAUUGUAGCUCUUUCUACCGGCGGUUCAGUGCAAAGGGCAGAGCAACGAGUCGUUACCGUUCCACGUAAAGCAAUUCCUGCCCGUCAACCGACAUCUACUCCACCGAAGCUGGCUCAUGCUGCUACGGCCCCGAAACAAACGAUCGUAAUUAAUGGACAGGGUAGUAACAAUCCGGGCAAGGGCACCGGCGGUACAUCCGGUGGUAAAUCUUCUUCGACGACCGGUCGUGCUGGACAUGUAGCGUCGUCGAAUGGGAACAACGUUUCAUCGCUAGGCAACAAUAGCACAUCCGAGAAUCGCUCCUUCAGCGAUCAUGAUAGCAGCGGCAACGAGAACUCGGAGUCGGAAGCAAACAGAACCGCCCAGUCGCUGGUUGCUUCGCAGCAGAUGAGUGCUAUCUCCGCCAUGUCAAGUAAGCAAGAUUCGGUUGCGUCCGAUCAGCAAACGAAAGCAUCCAGCGGCCGUCCUGGCGAUAGGGGAGCGAAUGCUGGUGGACGUACGGGUGGCGAAGUCAGCAUUACGACGUGCGAUGUCUGUCGGAAAACGUUUGGCCGCAAGGAACAUUUGGUGCAGCAUCUCAAGUCCCACAUCGGGCUGCGUCCGUUUAAAUGUGAGACGCCAGAUUGCAAUAAGAGUUUUAGCCGUAAGGAACAUCUUAUACGUCACACGGUUUCACAUACAGGACAGAAAAUGUUCAACUGCGACAAGUGCCAAAAGCUAUUCUCGCGCAAGGAUAAUCUCAACAAGCACAGAAAAACGCACACGGACCAGGCAAAUGCUUCACCGUACAGUUGCAACAUUUGCAACAAGGAUUUUUCGUCAAAGAAUCAAUUUUUGAAACAUAAGGACACGCAUGGCUGUUACGAAGAGGACGCGGACACACCGAAGCCAACGGUGAAAAAACAACCACAGCCGAUAAAGGUGGAAACGAAACAGGAUCCAGGUAAUACGAUCACCGUCUUUGAGUCCGUUGCAUCGAAACCUUCGCAGCCUCCACCUUUAGCUCACGCUGUCGCUCCGACCCCGGUAACUUCGGAACCAUCGCAACCGUCAAAUGCGCAAUCCUUUCCACUAACCAUCACCCAUGUGCCGACUAACACCACAACCAUACAGUUACCAAUUCAGCAGCAGGUUCACCAGCUCAUUCAACAGCAGCAGCAGCAACCUCAGCAUCAGAACGGCACAACCCCACAGCAGCAGAUUUUCACCAUCCCGGCCCAAAUACCGACCGCUAAUGGGAAACCUAUCAUUCAGCAUCUCCAAAUCGCGCUUCCAAACAAUGUCAGCGGUCAAACGCUGACAACGUCCUCUUCCGCAUCCAACAGCGGAACCGUACAGACGAUAACCAAUGCACAGGGUGCUACACUGGCAAGCUUGGGUGCGGGUCGUGCAACGAUUAUCAAUUCGGUGGAUGGUAAUACGGUAUUUACGUUGCCGUCGAACUUUAUCUUCGACGCGUCGCAAAUCAUCACCACCAGCCGUCAGUCAUAAUUUCUCGGUUCGUAUUAUAAAAGAGUUUAAGUAGACGCGAACCACAUUGCUACCCUGAUGCUCAAGUUGGCAUUCGCUGCACAUGAAUUAGUUGCUACAAUGACGGGAGUUUGCUUGCUCUCUCCGUCACUCUAUAUUAUAUAGAUUUAUUUUAGUUUUAAAACGCAUAGACAUAUUUGGCUAGUGCUGUUGAGAUCGGUGUGCGACCCGAGGAUGAAUGAUUGUAAUUAUUGUACUAUUUGUAAGAUUGCUGUAGUUGCAAAGAGGUUUUAAAAAUUUCACAUUAGCAUUUAGGCAGGGAAAGAUAGAAUGAAAAUAUCAGUGUAGCAGAAAUUCGGCGGGCUCCCGACAAACCCGGAUUCCAUCAUAUUUUAAGUGGAUUUUUAAACAAUCUAAUGUUGCCUCCUUGCUUAAGCUUCUUUUGCAAAGAGUAGCGACACCUUUUUGCCAUCAUUAGCGUACAAACGUGGCAUGAGUCGGUGCGCCAUAGUAGUAACAAACGGAAGCUUCUUCUUCUUCUUUGUUCGAUAUUUAAAUCCUAGGGCUUUAUCUUACUUAAAUGUAUGUGUUAUAUACGUAAAGCAUGUACGUAUAUGUGUGUAAUAGUAAUUGGAGUUGUAAAGUUCCCCGGGAGCUUUUCAGAGCUUAAGCGUAGGAUGUGCUGUAUCAGUUAAUAACACUAGUGCGUUAAAUUAUAUCGAAAAGGAUAGAAUUGUACAAUAAGAGCAUUUGUGUAUUAACAUUAACAAAUUACUGACAUAUGCUCAUAGCUAUUGCAUAUAAUUUUAACAUUCAUUUUUAUUUUAGGAUUUAUUUUAGGUUUUUACUUACUUCCUGUCCUUCCUUUUCUGUAUAUUUGUUUCCCUUUAUCUUUAUGCGUGUAUAGUUGAAGCUGUGUGUAUGUAUGUAAUUCGUAAUUUAUUAAAUAUGUACGCUCAUAUUUCUGUGUACUAUACUCGAUCACCGUACGUUCGACAUGGUGCAGAAUCGGUGGUAAUAAUUGACGUAGUAGAAUUAAUUUAUUGUCAAGCAUGUUAUACCCAUAACAGGCGUAAUGCUUGUUUCAUUGCCCGAAAAUGAACGUACGAAACCUGCAGUGACGUGAAUCUCCGAACGACGGUUUCGUGCCCAUUUUCUUAUGCUCUUUACACCUUGCCCUAUACCACCCAGUGUAUGAUGCUGCAGGGCGGUCAGGUCACCAUGUGCGUUAAAAAAUUUAUAAUUAAUACUUAUAA
Messenger RNA from Anopheles moucheti, 5341 nucleotides. Its product is annotated as probable serine/threonine-protein kinase tsuA. The coding region runs from base 669 to 4106 and encodes 1145 amino acids. Gene Ontology annotation, cellular component: nucleus. The record is from RefSeq and is a predicted model, not a curated record. Gene Ontology annotation, molecular function: zinc ion binding. Lineage: Eukaryota; Metazoa; Arthropoda; Insecta; Diptera; Culicidae. The transcript is spliced from 7 exons.